Molecule: messenger RNA, 1611 nt
Organism: Penicillium bovifimosum
Lineage: Eukaryota; Fungi; Ascomycota; Eurotiomycetes; Eurotiales; Aspergillaceae
Product: MFS transporter
Exons: 4
Coding region: 1-1611 (536 amino acids)
Biological process (GO): transmembrane transport
Molecular function (GO): transmembrane transporter activity
Source: RefSeq, a predicted model, not a curated record
AUGACUUCAUCCCAAUUCAGCUCAACAGAGACACUCAGAAACCCCGGGUCUUCUGAGAACUCUGCCACCUCAAGCCCUAAUCUCAAACCCCACGAGAAGAAGGAUAUUUCCUUACCAUCAACACCAGCAGAGUCAAUACUCAACCUCGAAAGUCAGACUAAACCGGAACCACCAUAUCAUGUGUUCUCUCGACCUCGCAAGUUGUUGAUAGUCUGCAUCGUCUCCUUCGCUGCCAUCUUCUCCCCUUUAUCUUCAAACAUCUACUUCCCGGCAAUUGCAGAAAUUUCACAUGAACUUGGCGUCUCUGUUUCCCUGGCUACAUUGACGGUAACGAUAUACAUGAUCGUUCAGGGUAUUGCCCCGAGCUUUUGGGGCUCAUUCUCCGAUGUUCUAGGACGUCGCAUUAUAUUCGUCGGAACAUUUGUCGUAUACAUUAUAUCCAAUAUUCUUUUGGCUAUCACUACCAACUAUGGCGAGCUCAUGGCUUUCCGAGCUCUGCAGGCUGCUGGAAGUGCAGCCACCAUCUCGAUUGGUGCCGGUGUUAUUGGAGAUAUCACUACCUCAGCGGAGCGAGGAAGUCUAAUUGGAAUCUUUGGUGGUGUCCGCAUGUUAGGUCAAGGAAUCGGACCAGUCUUCGGUGGAAUUCUAACCAACUAUCUCGGCUUCCGAUCAAUCUUCUGGUGCCUAGUCAUUGCCUCCGGAAUCAGUCUACUCUCCAUCAUGUUCUUCCUCCCCGAAACCCUCCGCCCCAUCGCCGGCAACGGAACCGUCCCCCUAAAAGGAAUCUACAAGCCCUGGAUCUACUCGGUCGUCGGCCAAAAAGACGCAAAAGAAAAUUCCACACCAACCGAAAAGAACACCAAAGUUACCUUCAAAACCGUGCUCGCGCCCCUCACCUUCCUCUCCGAAAAAGACGUCUUCAUCACCCUCUUCUUCGGCAGCAUCGUCUACACAGUCUGGUCAAUGGUAACGUCCUCCACAUCCGCCCUGUUCGAGGACAAAUACGGCCUGGACUCAAUGGAAGUUGGCCUGACCUUCCUCGGCAACGGCAUCGGCUGCAUGACUGGCUCCUACACAAUCGGCUACCUAAUGGACUACAACCACAAGCUGACAGAACGUGAAUAUUGCCAGCAACACAAUCUCCCAGUCGAUACACGCGUCAACUUAAAAUCUCACCCGGACUUCCCAAUUGAGUAUGCGCGCAUGCGCAAUACUUGGUGGAUCACUGCUAUCUUCGUUGUCUGUGUUGCUGUAUAUGGAGUCUCACUCCAGACGCAUCUGGCUGUUCCGAUUAUUCUGCAGUUUAUCAUUGCCUAUGGCUCCACUGCUAUUUUUACUAUCAACAGCGCGCUGGUCAUCGAUCUCUACCCCGGUGCCAGUGCUAGCGCAACGGCUGUGAACAACCUGAUGAGGUGUCUAAUUGGUGCUGCUGGUGUUGCCGCUGUUCAGCCUAUCAUUGACGCUCUUACUGCUGAGUUUGCAUUUGUUCUGCUUGCUGGGAUUACCAUUGCUAUGGUUCCUCUUCUUAUGGUUGAGAUGAAGUGGGGAUAUAAGUGGCGUCUUGAGCGGUAUGAGCGUUUACAAAGAAGUGCAGAUCGGGUUGAUAGUUAG